UACAGGUCAGCUGACUGUUGUGAUCAACUAGCGGUUGUUGUUAACGUCUCAUCCGAAGAGGAGCCUAGCAGAGAGGGCCCUCACCUGUCCGUCCAGCCGCUCCCCACCGGACAGUCCUUUCCACCGAUAAGCGGCCGCGUCUUCCCGCCCUCCGCAGGGAUGAGUGUCGGUGUUCCGAGAGGCCUGGCCAGCUCGGGGCAGAAGCUCAUCACGGAGAUCCUCCACCCGCUGUCCGCCGCCGAGGAGCCGAUGUCCCCGGGGCCAGAUGUCACCGCGGGCGCAGAUCAGGAAAAGCAGGAGUCUGGCCUGACCAACGGUGCGCCCGUGGAGAUCUCCAGGCCCUCCUCUGCAUCGGUGCUGCUCAGCAGGCUGCAGCUGGACGACGAGCUGGAGGCAGACGAUCAGGACCCGUACGGCUCCACAGAAGCCCGCGACCUCUUCGUCACCGUCGACGACCCGAAGAAACACGUCUCCACCAUGGAGACCUACAUCACCUACAGAGUCUCCACUAAGACAACACGGAUAGAAUUCGACCUCCCGGAGUACAGCGUGCGGCGGCGCUACCAGGACUUCGACUGGCUGAGGACAAAACUGGAAGACAGCCAGCCGACCCACCUCAUCCCACCACUGCCUGAGAAGUUUGUGAUGAAGGGCGUGGUGGACCGCUUCUCGGAGGAGUUUGUGGAGACGAGGAUGAAGGCUCUGGACAAGUUCCUGAAGCGUGUCGCGGACCACCCAGUUCUGUCUUUCAACCCUUAUCUUAAUGCCUUUCUGACUGCCAAGGACCUGAACAAGCGUCAGGGUCUGGCCCUGCUGACCAAAGUGGGAGAAUCGGUGAAGCAUGUCGCCGGAGGCUACAAGCUGCGGGCGCGGCCGGCCGAGUUCUGCGCCAUGGGAGAGUAUCUGGACACCUUCAGCCAGAAACUGGGAACCAUUGAUCGCAUCGCUCAGAGAAUCCUCAAAGAGCAGUCAGAGUACCUAACAGAGCUGCGUGAGUACGGUGCUGUGUAUUCCAGCUGGGCCGGGUCAGAGGAGCAGCUGCAGCGCCCCCUGGAGGGCGUGGCCGGCUGCGUGACCACAAGCUGUGGUGCCUUGGAGGAUCUGAGCGACAACAUGAGCCAGGACUUCCUGCCCGUUCUCAGAGAAUACGUUCUUUACAUCGAAUCUAUGAAGAACGUUUUGAGGAAACGAGACCAAGUUCAAGCGGAGUACGAGGGCCGCCUCGAAGCAGCUGUGUUACGCAAACAAGAAGAUCGAACCCCUAUUCCUGUGGAAGUGGAGAAAUGCCAGGACAAAGUGGAGUGUUUCAACGCUGACCUGAAAGCAGACUGGGAACGCUGGCAGAGAAACAAGAGGCAAGACUUCAAACAGCUCCUCACGGGGAUGGCCGACAAAAACAUCAACUAUUAUGAAAAGUGCCAGGAUGCUUGGGAGUCCCUCAUAACUCUCCUCCAGGAAAAACAGACUGAGGACAAAACGAGUGAGACGAACUGAACCUAAUGUGUUCUUUCACCUCUCGCUCACCCACGCCAUGGAAAACCCCCCCAAAACAAAACAAAAAAACAGCUGCUGGGGCUGCAGGUUCUAACUGCUGAUGUCUGCCUCCGGUUCUACCGAGAGACGAUCGCACAGGAAGCAGCUGCCUUCGAUUCGACCUGCGAGGAAAGACGGUGUUGAGCGGUGCGUUUGAGGUCAGCUGGGAGAGUAGAGAACCUCCUGUACAGAUCUUUAUUUUCUUUUCUAUGGACAUUUUCUACCUAACACUUCAAUCUUUUUUUUUGUUGCCAAUGCUGCUUGUGUUUAUUUAACUACCUUUGUGGAGAGAUGGGGCCCUCUCCAUUUUCACACUGAGCCAAAGGACUAUCGAGGAGCACAAAUGCCACAGUUCAAUAAACCGUUCAUUUGGUAAAUAAAUAUUUAUCUGCUUCCAAUUGAAUUAAAUUGUAGAGGAAUUAAUUGAUUGGUUAUUAUUUGAUUGAAAUUAUUCAGAAGCAUUUUUUAUUUUAGUUUAAUUAAUAAAAUCAGGAGACUGCUCCACAGCUGAGUUUCAUUGCUGUUUAAAUCAUCUUGAUCAAAUGCAGCACAAAGCCUGGUAAAAGUGAGUAAAUAUGGAAGUGGUUGCAUCUAAUAUGUGAUGCAGUUUAUUUAAAACUAAACCAAGUCCGUUAUAAUGGAUAUAGAAAAUUGUUUUAUUAACCAAAUAAUUCGACUUAUUGGAUUGUGGCAUUUAUUUUGCUCUUGAUUAAUAAGAAUAACUGUUGCAAAAAAAGUGGAUUUUUAUUUGGACUUUUUUUGUGUUUGUUUUAUUUGCUCCUACUAGGAAUUAAAAAAAAAAACUUGCUGAAAAUGUUUUGUUAUAAAUCAUUUUUCAGUUAACACAUAUUUUAUUUGGUGCUUGUUACAUCCAACAGUAAUGGUCCGAUUUUUUUUAUUUUUAUUUUAAGCUCUUUGGUGCUUUUCCACGGGUUUGUUUUGUUUUUUUCAUACAUUUGAUCCCAUACUCUUUUCCAACAUCUGUUAAUAAUUCAGGAAUGUGAUGACAAAUGUCUCCAUAAAACAGUUUUACCUCCUGAGCUUUAUUGAAAUGUGUCAAACAGCACCAUCUAGUGGCAAAGCUCUUAACUUCCAUUUCUCCUCCAGUUCUGUUGGUAGAAAGGUUCCAUUGAUAAUUUAAAGCCACAGUAUCCUGAUAUUCCAGCUUUUUCCUACAAACUGAAGUUGGUAAUGUUAGGCAGUGUGGGAUUUGUCCUGGAAUAGCUUAGAGUGGGAAUUGUGGAAUCAUUCCAACCUGCAUAAAAAGGGCCUGAAAUGACCCUAUAACCAGCAGGUGUUUUAGAUCAAUACUUGUUUGCAGAGCCCACAUACAGGCUGGUGCCAUCUUUACUUUGUUCAGUAACUUAUUAAAGAGAAUGGAGCUGAAUGACUCAGUCCUGUGGAAACCUUUCCAGUGUACAUUGGUUCAUCCUGUUCACAGUAUUGACGUUGUGCAGGGGUGCGUAGAUCUGUGACUCAGCUGCAGAUUCAGCUUACCAAAAUGUUCUGUUUCAAUUUUUUAUUACAUUCUUGAUUGGGUCUUGCAUAAAAGGUGCAAAAAACCAAAUGCAGAGUUCAUAUGAUGGCUCUCAGCCUCAGCAGGAAGAUCAAACCUUCAUAAAAUGUCCGUAUUUAAUGCCUCAUAUUCCCCCCAUACUGAACAGUGUGUUCCACACUCACUGCAACUUGCCAUUUAGUAGCAAAAUGUGACCAAUGAUUUCAGGGCAGGCUUAGCUAUGUGACACGAUCCUAAAACCACUGAAACAUUUAGCUUUUGUUCAUUUUUGCACAGAUGUAGCCUCAGAUAGUGUUAUCUCUCCAGUGAAAGAGAUUUUCAGAAUAAAGGUACAAUUUCCAUAUCGAAGUGAUGAAACUGAUGCCACACCGUUGGGCCUGCCCUCUUAGCAACCAAACAUAACAGAGGAAUUAAUGUCUCCAGCUCCUAGAUGUUCUCAGCUGCCCUGUUCUUUUUGUCGCUCAUUAUUAUGUCUUGGGUGAUCUUUAAGCUUUAAAGCAGCUACUUCUUUUAUCGCACUGCCAGAUGUGACCAAGGACAAAAAAUGAAGGAAAACAAAUUUUUUUCAGCCAUGUAAGGGGUCAGAGUGGAGCUGUUCCAGGUAGCUAUGAUGCUAGGAUGACCUGAGGCAGCUACAGCAGAGGAGGAGCUCACACUAAAAGCCUGAAUGACUGUAUCUGACUGAAAUAAUGGCAAAAUAUGAUGAUGCACUUUGAAGAAGGGAGCAGAGAUCCAAACAGUAUCUCAGUUACAUUAUUUUACCCCCCAACACAUUACUAUGAUACUGUUGUAUUAAUAUAAAGCUUUAUUAUCAAUGUUUUGAUGCAAACAACACAUCCCCCUCUGCAGUGAUCAGCAACCCUGGUAAAGAUGUAGAAAAGCCUUAAAACAAGCUAAUCUUUGUUAGCAGUCACACCUCACUCUGAAACUGCAGCUGCGCUUCUGGAACAUUUUAUUUUAAAUUGUUGCUCAGUUGUUGGCAACUCAGGAUUUCCAAAAAUUUGCUCUAUAACAAGAAUAAACUUUAAACCAUUAAACGCUUUAAGAUUCAGUCAGUUUAAAGAGCGUAGCUUUCGUCUCAUUAAACAUCUUUCACAUCGUUAAAGAUUUUUUUUUUCUUUACCAGGAGUGCAGUUAAAUAGGGGGGAUAUUAAUGGGCAGAAGGGAAUAAUUAGGCUAAAACCUUUUUAUUAGUACUCAGGUGUUGAAUUCAGAUAAGGGUAAGAGAGUAAAAGGUUAUUAGAGUUUAAAAGUCCAGCUUCAGCACAACUAAACAUCUGGUCUCUGUGCUCAUUCAUUGUAGUAACUGUUAGCUUUAUGUUUACUUUGUUUUAAAUCUCCCACUUUCUCAGUGAAAAGUGUUAUUUGAAUAAAAAUUCGAAAGAAAAACAGGUACUAAUCCAUCCAUAUACUGUUUUUUAUCUGGUGUAAAUGAAGUAAGUGUUCAGACAUGAGCCAGCCAAGUCUAUUUCAAUAUUACCUGUCAACAUGGAAGAAGUGACUGUACAUGUGACCCGGUUCUGUAAAUUUGACCAAUUUGGGUUGUUCUACAGAACCAGACCGGUUCUAUCAUUUUACAUCUGCUGUUUUUUUUUUCUUCUUCUUCUUUUGGCACUAAACAUGUAGCUCUUGGUUGCUAAAAGUGAGACGGAUGUUGUGUUUUUGUUUAGAGCAUCCAGGUAGAUCCAGAGAGGCGGCGUUGGUGAAACUGGUCCAUUUAAAGUCUCUCUAAAGGGACGUCUGAAUGCUUGUUCAGGUCGGGGAACAGUUUUCCUUUAUGUUUCUAAGCCAAAUGAAACAUGGAGAUAAAAAAAAAAAUCCCAUUAUCAGGAAUCCAACCUGUUUGGAGGUCUGAUGUUUUACAGACAUCCAUUUUUCUUCUUUCUCUGUUCCUCCCCAGUGUGCUUUGUUUACGUCCCCGAUUGUACAUUUGAAUGUUAAUAACAGUUUGUUGUAAUUCUAAAUAAGCUUGUAUACUGAUGUUUUGAUGCAAUUUAUCUUUACCACGUUUUUUGAAAAUAUACUGGACCAAUAAUAAAGAGAAUAAAUGAUUCCUAUGUUUCUGCA
This is a messenger RNA of Cyprinodon tularosa, 5116 nucleotides long. It is a transcript of the gene snx30, whose product is annotated as sorting nexin family member 30. NCBI's taxonomy places the organism in Eukaryota, Metazoa, Chordata, Actinopteri, Cyprinodontiformes, Cyprinodontidae. The record is from RefSeq and is a predicted model, not a curated record. Bases 160 to 1494 code for a protein of 444 amino acids. The transcript has 9 exons. Gene Ontology annotation, molecular function: phosphatidylinositol binding.